AGUUACCACGUCACCACAGCCGCAUCUCUCGCUCUUCUUUCUUGUCCCGGGCUCCCGGCUCCAUAGUCGCCGUUACAUCGGACAAGGGCAUCUUGCGGUGAAGCAUCUAAUCUGAGCAGUCAGUCGUCCCCCCGCUCGCGGCCGGGCUACUGCUGGUCGUCAAGUACUCAAGUUGUAGGCGUGCAGCCGGGGCGCCGGCCGCUAGCUGCUGUCAGCACGCGCACACAGCAGCAGGGUGGUCGCCCGCGGCCGGUAGCCGGCACGCGGUCGCGACAAGCCGAUAGCAACAGCAAGCCAGGCCCAAGUUCAGUCCCCAGAGAGCGGCAAGCUAGGUCUGUCAUCUUCUCUGGAGGGUUCAGAACCACCGAGAAUUAGCUGUCUUUGAGGAGUACAAUAGGAAUGGAUGAUGCUCAAGGGUAUCAAGAAGGAGAUGAUCAUGAGUUAGUGCUGAAGAAACAAGAAUGGAUCAAGUAUGCCUUGGUCCCCUUCCACACCACCUGUUUGUAGUCAUCUCUUCAGUCUGCCAAGGAGGAGUUGACUCAUAUCUCUUGCUGGUGUUUGGCCAUACAGAACACAAGACAUGCUCAAGAGUAAACUUAUUCUUGAAGAUGAAUUUGCCUGGAGUUUACCUUCGGUGGGCUCAGGUUUAGAUGAACCUGAGUGGUGCAAACUGAAGUAUAUUGGUGGGACUGACAUCAGCUUCUUGAAGGAAGACCCAUCCACAGCAUGUGCCGCGGUGGUAGUCCUCAAUGCCGAUACUUUAGAAGUUGUCCAUGAAGAGUUCAAUGUUGUUCGACUGCAAGUGCCAUAUAUUCCUGGUUUUCUUGCAUUCAGAGAGUGUGACAUGGCCUGUUGCUAACUGUUCGUUCUUACUGCCUCUAAAGUCUAGAGCCAAGGGAUUCUAGUAUGAUCAAUCCAAAAUCAUAGAUCUUGAGAAAGGCUCCAGUUCUUCUUGGACUCUUGGAAAAGCUGAAGAUCAAUGCACCUCAUUUCUGCCCACAGUUGCUCAUGGUUGAUGGAAAUGGAUUGCUCCAUCCGCGAGGUUUUGGUUUAGCUUGUCAUCUCGGCGUUCUUGCAGACAUUCCUACUAUUGGAGUUGGAAAAAAUGUAGGUUACUUCAGUGCAGUAGCGCAGUUUCAACUCACAAGUAGAUCUAUAAAUAUCCAGCUGUUGAGAAUAUUGUCACCGAAUUCAAUUUCUCAGUGUUCCCCUUCUUUCAGAGAACACUAAUCUCAAUGUUUCAACUGCAUAGCUACAUCAGGUAGAUGGCCUUAACCAAUCAGAAGUUAGAAGACUGCUCGGAUCAAAAGAGAACUGCAACAGGGAACUGGUUUUGUUGACGGGACAGUCUGGGACAAAAUGGGGCAUGGUAAUAUUGUCGUAGUCGAGUUUUCAGAAUCAGAAACAAAUAUGUAACAUGAUAGAAUUGUCACUUGCGAGGUUGCCGCACCGUAGUUUGUAAAACAGACCGAUGAUUUCUCUGAAUUUGUAAAACAUCACCAGGCAAAUAACCGACAGCAGUUAAUGGCGGCGUCGGCCCAACUGAGCCCGCAUCAGAGGACGCGCAGAAAUCGCCUCCUGAUUUUGUGCGUGGUUGUUUGGGCGGGGAGUGCAAUUCCCCGAUUCGAGCGGAACUCCUCCCAUCCGAUCCGGCGGCGGAUGACUAUAUAAAGCGAGCCAAUCUGCAUCUAGCUGUAGCACCUCUGCGUCUCAAGAUUUGGAGAUCCAUUAGCUGUAGCACCUCUGCCUCCCACGAAUCGAUUCGACGACAUCUUGCUGGUACAACCUACCAUCAUGGUGGGCAUGCUAUUGAACGCCGGCCGCAGCAAUGGCCGCGGCGGCAGGAGGACUAGCAUCCAGUCACCGCCGCAGGUCCUCUCCUCUGUUCCCUUACUCGUCUACGAGUACGAGGAUCCCGCCGGCUCUACUCCUACCGCUGCCGCAAAGAUGCUCAUGUACAGCCUGCCUGAGCGGAGCAUCGUCUACACGCACGACAGCAGGCCUCAGGCCAUGGAGGGCAACUUCUUCAGCACGCCUCAAGGCUGGCUGGUCAUCCUUGGGCAUGGAGAAGUGACGUCGGAGGCCUCCAUGUGGCAUCCGCUCACCGGGGAGACCAUCACCCUCCCACCCAUACAUGACGACCACCACAUCCCCACCAACUGCAAGUGCCUGCUCACCCACAACUCCGCCGCCCACCCGGACUGCGCCGUCGUGCUUCUCGACGUCGCCGAUCCUCUCAUGUGGUUCUGCCGUGUCAAUGGCGGGGCUGACCGGAGGUGGGGACAGCACACCUACGACAUUGGCGACUACGAGUUCCCCGAUGAGUUCCGCACCCCCUCUACGCCCACCAAGAACGUCAUCAGAAGCGUCGCCGCGCUUAAAGGGAAGCUGCAUUUUUGCUUCAUGGAAUCGCACCAAAACAAGAUGUGCGUCGUUGACUUAGAUUUCCCGUCCGAUCAUGGCCACCCUCCCACCGCAGAGUUCCACGAGUUUGAUGUCUCCCCAGAGUUCGGCAUCAAGUUUCCUGACGGCGUCUGCUCUGCCAGCAUCCACUUGGUAGAGUCCAUGGACGAGCUUUUUGCCGUCUGCGUCUUCUAUGUCGGUUUUGAUCCCACCAACGUUAGUGCCGCUGGAAUCUUCAAGAUGGAGGACUCCUGCGGCGAGGAAACCGUGGCCUGGCACCGGGUGGAUGAUAUCGGUGACAGGGCUUUUCUCUUGAUGGGCACCAACAUGGCAACUUGGUGCUCUGCAAGCACCAAUAACCUGAAAGGCAGCACCCUCUACUUCUUCCUCCACUUCUUACUUGGCGACAGGGACCUAUACAUCUAUGAUGUACAGGAGCAGUCCCUGGAGACUGUCCAGGUUCACGACCAGCUAGAUUUGAAGGUCGUGCACACAGAACCAUACUGGAUUAAUGUACCUCCGUUUUAGUAUUAGCCCAUUACAUUAUAUUCUACUCUUUUAGUUAAUAUAGCUUCCUGCUACUCUUUUAGUUAAUAUUGAUUCAGUAAAAUAAAUAAAUAAUUUGCUCCCGUUUUGGCACUA
This is a messenger RNA of Zea mays, 3045 nucleotides long. RefSeq lists its product as uncharacterized. The transcript is spliced from 7 exons. NCBI's taxonomy places the organism in Eukaryota, Viridiplantae, Streptophyta, Magnoliopsida, Poales, Poaceae. The coding region runs from base 1795 to 2931 and encodes 378 amino acids. The record is from RefSeq and is a predicted model, not a curated record.